AUGACGCGAGACAUUUUUGGCAAGUGGCUCGCCGACUUCGACAAGGAGAUGGUCCGAAAGAAGCUCAAGGUGCUGAUGUUGCUUGACAACUGCAGUGCGCAUCACGUCAACGCACACUUGAGCACUGUAGAGGUUUUGCUCCUGCCCCCAAACACUACCGCCAAGCUGCAGCCCAUGGACCAGGGGGUUAUUGCCAACUUUAAGGUCCACUACCGGCGCCGAGUGAUCGAGCGCCUCCUGAUUGAUGUUCACGCUGCCGACAACGUGGCCGGCAUGAAGGUGCCUUUGGUAAAGGCGAUUUUCUUCGCAAGCGGAGCCUGGAGGGAUGUGAAGCACCUGACCAUCGCCCACUGCUUCGAGAAAGCCGGCUUCUCCCGAAGCAGCAGCACAGAGGCGGCGCCUGCUGGGGACGAAGCUACCGCGAUUGACGUCGCUGCAACCACUGAUGCUGCCGCCGCGACGGACUUCACGACUGAAGAAGCUGCCGAGAGUGUCAUGGAAGAGACCUUGGUGGACAGCGCCUCCGACAGCGAAUGCGACGAUGCUAGUUGUGCCCCUAAGCCGGUCACCUCCGCAGCGGCCAUCGCAGCUGUUGACACGCUACGGACGUACCUCAGGAGUCCGGAGUUCGACCAGAUCAUUGGUUCGCAGUUGGAUGCCGUGGCAGAUGAGAUCGCCCACGCGGCGGCGACCAACGCUGCCGCCAGCAGUGCCACAGUGCAUACGCCGGCUGGCAGCAACUGCACGCAUGCGCGGGACGGCCCUUCUCAGCCUUCUCCCUCGUACCAGCCCCGCACGCUGUCUCCUCGCCGCAGGGGCACGUCGGCUGGCCUCCUGUCAACAUGA
Dermacentor andersoni is the source of this 846-nucleotide messenger RNA. The record is from RefSeq and is a predicted model, not a curated record. NCBI's taxonomy places the organism in Eukaryota, Metazoa, Arthropoda, Arachnida, Ixodida, Ixodidae.